GAAAAUGGACGCACACAUGAUUUUGUGAAGAUAUAAAAUGUUUUUAUUUACCAUUUCUGUGAGUUAAACUUUCGAAUUCGAGAACUCUUAACAUAGUGUUGUGUAAAAAUGACAGAAAUGCCUCCUUAUCUUGCGGGUAAAGAUGAGGAGAGUAGUGUACAAGUUGACAGUGAUUCCUCGGACUUGGAGGACGAUUUACCCCUAGCUUACGAUAAACCGAGGCAUUUGGAGCCUAUAAAGGGCGAAGAACGCGAGGAACAUACGUGGCGAGUUAAGGAAAAGUACAAGACACACUGUGUGGCCCUGGUGCUAUGUCUGAAUGUGGGAGUGGAUCCGCCAGAUGUGGUCAAAACUCAGCCCUGCGCUCGUCUGGAAUGCUGGAUAGAUCCCAAUUCACUAUCGCCGAGCAAGGCGUUGGAGUCAAUAGGACACGCUCUUCAGUCCCAAUAUGAGCGGUGGCAGCCCCGUGCUCGCUACAAGCAGUCCCUUGAUCCCACCAGUGACGAGAUAAAAAAGCUAUGUUGUUCGCUGCGGCGCAACGCUAAGGAGGAACGCGUGCUGUUCCACUACAACGGCCACGGCGUGCCCAAGCCCACGGCGCAGGGCGAGAUAUGGGUCUUCAACAGGGCGUACACGCAGUACAUCCCGCUGUCGCUGUACGACCUGCAGACGUGGAUGGGCGCGCCGUCGCUGUACGUGUACGACUGCUCCAACGCCGGCGUCAUCGUCGACAACUUCAAGGUGUUCGCCGUGCAGCACGAGCGGGACUACGAGAAGAUGUCCCGGUCGGGAGGCUCGGGGUCGGGCAGCGCGGAGGCGCACGUGUCGUACCACAACUGCAUCCAGCUUGGCGCGUGCGCGGCGGGCCAGACGCUGCCCAUGUCGCCCGACCUGCCCGCCGACCUGUUCACCGCCUGCCUCACCACGCCCGUCAAGAUGGCCGUCAAGUGGUUCGCGCUCCGCACGCGGCUGCGUGUCGCGCGCGCCGACCUGCUCGACCUCGUGGACAAGAUCCCCGGCCAGGUGACGGACCGCCGCACGAUGCUCGGCGAGCUCAACUGGAUCUUCACCGCCAUCACGGACACCAUCGCGUGGAGUUCGCUGCCCGCCGAGCUGUUCCAGCGGCUGUUCCGCGCGGACCUGCUGACGGCCAGUCUGUGCCGCAACUUCCUGCUGGCGGACCGCAUCAUGCGCUCGUACAACUGCACGCCGGUGUCGGCGCCCGCGCUGCCGUCGCUGGCGCGGCACCCGCUGUGGGGCGCGUGGGAGCACACGCUCGACCUGGCGCUGGCGCAGCUGCCGGCGCUGGUGGCGGGCGGCGCGUACGCGCACUCGCCCUUCUUCCGCGACCAGCUGACGGCGUUCCGGCUGUGGCUGGGGCCGGGCGCGGGCGCGCGGCCGCCGCCGCUGCAGCUGCCGAUGGUGCUGCAGGUGCUGCUGAGCACGCUGCACCGGGUGCGCGCGCUGCAGAUCCUGUGCCGCUUCCUGGCGCUGGGCCCGGCCGCCGUGCGUGCGGUGCUCGCGGUUGGCAUCUUCCCCUACAUGCUCAAGCUGCUGCAGGCCUCCGCGCCCGACCUGCGCAACUCCAUGGUCUACAUCUGGGCCCAGAUCAUCGCCGUCGACCCGAGCUGUCAGGUGGAUCUGGUGAACGCCAAAGGGCACAAGUACUUUCUGGCGAUGCUGCAGGACCCGAGCGUGGACAGCGAGCACCGCACGCUGGCGGCGUUCGUGCUGGCGGGCAUCGUGGACGAGUACCCGGCGGGGCAGGAGGCGGCGCUGCAGGGCUCGCUCAUCUCCGCCUGCCUCGAGCAGCUGGGCGAGGCCCGGUGCGGCUGCGGCGCGCUCGCCGUGUGGGCGUGCGUCGCGCUCGGCCGCCUGUGGCGCGCGCACGACGCCGCGCGCUGGGCCGGCGUGCGCGACCUGGCGCACGAAAAGCUGUUCGCGCUGCUGUCCCACCCGCGCGCCCCCGUGCGCGCCGCCGUCGCCUUCGCGCUCGGCACGUUCGCGCCGGCCGCGCGCGUGCGCACCGACCACGCCAACGCGCUCGACCAUCAGGUGGCGGUGCGGCUGGCGGCCCGACUCCCCGUCGACACGUCGCCUCUAGUCCGUGCCGAGAUACUCGCUGCGCUGCAGUGGAUCGUGCUGAUAUUCGAGCAGCACUUCAUCGCGGUGUACCUGCAGGAUCGCGUGCGCCGCGGCGACAAGUACGGCGUGAUCAAGGAGCGCGGCAAGAGCACGCGCGUGGACCCCGGGCAGGACGCGCUGGCGGCGGGCGCGCGCGCCAUACCCUUCACACGCGCCGCGCCCAUCGCCCUGCCCGCCAUCGGUUUCGGGUCUGUGUACACCAAGCUGUGGAGCACGCUGUGCGACAUGGCACGCGAGCCGCAUCCCGACCUCGGCCGCAUGGCUAAGGAGAUCAUAGAGUACGUCGCCACCCAGGCGGACACGGUGGACGCGGAGCGGUCGGGGUUCAUGUCGCAGCCGUCGUCGCCCAACACGCGCGCCGCAACGCACGACGCGCGCAUGCACACGCUGCCCGGCGGGCGGCGCGGCAAGUCGGGUCUGCCCCACACCAUCUCCGAGGACUCCGUGCACGCGCGCGACCGCGACUCCUUCUCGUCCACAUCUAGUCAAUCGUUGAAGAAGCCAAUAGUGAGCACGCAGUUCGUGGAGUGGGCGACGGCGCAGUUUGCGCGCGGCGAGGGCGGCGAGAGCGGCGUGGCGGGCUGCACGUGCUCUCGCGCCGCGCCCGCACAGGCCCCGCCCUCCGCCGCCCCGCCCGCCUCCGGCCCCGCCCCCUCCUCGCCGCUCGAUGACUGCGAGAGUGCCGCCUACCACGAGCGACUGUGGCGGAAGGCGAGGAACGCGAGCAUACGGAAGGAGGCCAGAGCGCUGCGCGGGUGUCGCGCGCCGCGGCUGGAGACGCAGGCGUUCCACUCGCGGUGCCCGCUGCCGCCCGCCGUCGUGCUGUUCCACCCCUACGAGCAGCAUGCCGCCGUCGCAUCUAAGGACAACUUCGGCGUGUGGGACUGGGGCACGGCGGCGAAGCUGUGCGUGGGGCGGUGGGAGCGCGCCUGGGGGCGGAUCACGUCGCUGGCGUACCUCAACGCGCACGCGCGCGCGCUGCUCGCCGUCGCCUCGCACGCCGGCAACGUCGCCGUAUACAGGCCGGGCAGCAGCGGCACGGAGCCGGCGCUGGUGGGGGCGUGGCGCGCGCUCGACGUGCGGCCCGCCCCGGAGUACCGCCCGCCGCCUGCGCAGCCCAUAUACAGUUUAGCGCAACUGGUGACUGAGCAGUGGAGCACGGGGGACGAGAAGCAAGUCAACAAAAACAAGUCAGCUGAUAGUAAAAGUGGGGCGAUGAGUGCGUACAGUCCGCCGCCGCCGGCGACGCUGGUGCGGUGGGGGGCGCGAGCCGGCGUGCUGGCGCUGGGCGGGGCGGCGCCGGCGCUGCGGCUGUGGGACGCGCGCGCCGAGCUGCUGCUGCGUGACGUGCCUACCGGCAGCGAUGCGCCCGUCACCGCGCUGUGGCUGGGCGGCGACACGGCGCUCGCCGGCUUCGGCGACGGCGCCGUCCGCGCAUGGGACGCGCGCGCGCCCCGUCCCCUGUUCGCGUUGCCGCCGCUCGCCGCGCGCGUGCUGUGCGCCGCGCCCCGCCCCGACCUGCACGCCCUCGUCGCCGGCGGUGUGGACGGCGAGGUGCGCAUCUACGACACGCGCAAGUUGUCGAGCCCGGUGCACACGGUGCGCGCGCCCGCGCCGCUCGCCGCGCUCGACGUGCACCCGCGCGCCGACCUGCUCGCCUGCGGGUCGGUGAACCAGUGCAUCAGCAUCUACGACCUGCGCGGGUCGCACCUCAACACGAUCAAGUUCCACGAGGGGUUCAUGGGCGCGCGCAUCGGGCCUGUCUCGUGCCUGGCAUUCCACCCGCUGCGGUGCGCGCUCGGCGUCGGCGCCAAGGACGCCACGGUGUCGGUGUACGUCGCCGAGGCCCGCCGGUGACCGUCGCUGUAUGGCCUGCCGCUGCCGCUGCCCUUCCAGUAGGACCUGCGCCCGACGCCACACACGUGCAGGUUGUAAAGUGUUCCAGUGAAACGUACGUCAAGUGAAGUAAUAUAUACGCUAGAUCACCUCCAGUUUAUCAUAAUAUACGCGAAUGUAGCUCACACAACAUGUAUAAACACCAGUGGUAGUAUACUACACUCUGAUCUUAGUCAGUAAAAUGUAACAUUGAUUCAUUUUAUGUCUCCUUCUUUCAUUAUAAGUUGAUAGAGAUGAAAUGAUCACUAGGAUUUUACUAACUGAAAUUAGAUAUCAGAUUUCAGUACCGAUAUAUAGCAUUUAGCAAUAGAAAUUGACGUAUACCGUACAUACAUGUAGUUGUAUAUUACAUAAAACAUAUUAUAGCACUGACGGCAACUUAGGUACAAAUUAUUUGAUGUCAUUGGAGACAAAGCGUUUUGUUGUUAGAAGUUUUUGGUGAUCGUAUACAAUUUAGGUAUAAUUUGUUAAGUGAACUUUGUUUAUGCUGCUUAGCGGUUUUUAUUUACUGGGCAAGAUGUGUGCAUCGGUAUAUAUCUGGUAAUACAUAAUAUAAAAAUGACAAGUAAGUGCUGAAUCAUAAAAAUAUAUAUCCACAACCUUUUUGGAACUCGGUUCAAAAAGUAAUGUUCUAGUCUGAGGGGUAAGCUGGAAAUUUUGACAGCUACGUAAUCGUAUGGGAGCUGUCAACAUUUUCAAUAUCGAUAUAUCAUGCUCACUCCUCUAUAUAUACGACGACAAAACUGAACCAUUAUCGCCAGAUUCCUAUAAGAUGAAAACUAAACUGAAAUAAAGUAAAUGUAUAAGAAUAUGUAAGUUUAAUACUAUAAUAUUAUGUUCAAUAUUUUUUGUAGCUGGCAAUACAAGUUUUAGCCAAAUAUAUGUUUUUAACAAUGGCAACUCUUACUGUGUAACAGUGUGUUGCAAUUUAUUUACUGACUGUAUAUGUUUAUGUUCGAGGGCAUUACUGAUAUAUUUGCCCUGUACAGAAAAUAUUGUAACCUAGAAAAGAGUUGGGUAAGGAGGCGAGGCAGGUCCAGUAGUACAUCAGUGUUCAGUAUUCACUAGGUGCUACCACUAGUAAUACUUCAGGCAUCCACUGUUUCAGGGUCCUGACCUUACUGAGGCCAAAACCGGAGUUGAGUGUCUCUUUGAUCAGUCGAUACUCUAAAAACUUUGCUCCAAGCUUGAUAUUAUGGUCUAUUUGAAUAAAUAUGUAAAAUAAUCUCAUAAAUUAUAGAAGCUUGCGCCGCCUGCCGCCAGCAUCACGGGAUUCUAGUGCUGGUCAGUCCUUUAUCAUUGUAAACAAUAAAUAGUAGAUCUAAGACUAUAUUGAACACAGCUACAUAGAUCCAGUUCUGAUUCAAAGCUGGAACCAGGGGCGUAGCUGCCGCCGUAUAUGGCGUAUCAAUUACACGAGGCCCCCGGGCCACGGCGACCCCCAACGGGAACAAAAAUUAUUAAUAACUAUUUACUCACCAUUUCUUAAAGUUAAAAAAGUUAACCAUACUUUAGGGCCCCCUAAUUGAAAUAUUUAUUAUUUAAAUUAUUAUUAUUAUUAUUAAUGUAAAUCAGUCUUUUUGUGUUGUGCAGACGGCAGAAGUCCAGCUUAACGGUUGUGUUCGUUCAGUUUACUUUAACGCUCAGUUAGUGAUGACAAAGUUCCUACGACUAUAGUUUCUAGAUGCCAUGUGUAGUGUAAUAGUGUUACUGUUAUCGUCGUAGCCACCUAUAUGUAUACGUGUCAAAUUUGCACAGAAUUGUUUACAUCGCUCGACCACCAUUAUAUUAACAUUAUGCUAACAGUUAAUAAUAGCAUUUAUAAUAUUAUACAUUUCCAUUAAAACAAACAUAAAUAUAGCAAAUAAGUAUGCAAAAAUCUGCUGUCUUUAUCUAGUCUAGUACAUUGCCAAGUCGCAUGGGAGACUAAGUUAGUACAUAUUGUAUUACAGUGCUCCCAAAGUGAUAAUGCGCAUAGAAAAUUUCGUAAUUUUUCGGCAACGAUCGUAUUUCUCGAGCGUCGGAAGACAUCGCUGUAAGCGCUGUUUUAGCCCGGCCGCACAUUGUCCGAAAUUUCUGAUCAGAAACAGUU
Aricia agestis (brown argus) is the source of this 6133-nucleotide messenger RNA. RefSeq names its product regulatory-associated protein of mTOR (gene raptor). Gene Ontology annotation, cellular component: TORC1 complex; cytoplasm. The transcript is spliced from 22 exons. NCBI's taxonomy places the organism in Eukaryota, Metazoa, Arthropoda, Insecta, Lepidoptera, Lycaenidae. The record is from RefSeq and is a predicted model, not a curated record. Bases 109 to 4002 code for a protein of 1297 amino acids. Gene Ontology annotation, biological process: cellular response to amino acid stimulus; positive regulation of cell growth; cellular response to starvation. Gene Ontology annotation, molecular function: protein binding; protein-macromolecule adaptor activity.